Messenger RNA from Trachemys scripta elegans, 939 nucleotides. RefSeq names its product olfactory receptor 52D1-like. The coding region runs from base 1 to 939 and encodes 312 amino acids. NCBI's taxonomy places the organism in Eukaryota, Metazoa, Chordata, Testudines, Emydidae. Gene Ontology annotation, cellular component: membrane. Gene Ontology annotation, molecular function: G protein-coupled receptor activity; olfactory receptor activity. The record is from RefSeq and is a predicted model, not a curated record. Gene Ontology annotation, biological process: G protein-coupled receptor signaling pathway. The transcript has a single exon.
AUGGCAGGUAUGAACCUCACCCCCUCUGAUCCUUCAAGUUUCAUCCUAAUGGGCAUCUAUGGCCUGGAAUCUUCCCAUGAAUGGAUUUCCAUCCCGUUCUCUAUAUCCUACAUUAUCGGCCUGCUGGGAAAUUUCAUGCUUCUGUUUGUUGUAGGCAAAGAGCAGACCCUGCACAAGCCAAUGUACCUGCUGCUCUGCAUGCUGGCCCUCACAGACAUUGCCACGUCUACCUCCGUCGUUCCAAAGGCACUGUGUAUAUUUUGGUUCAAUUUGAAAGGCAUUACUCUGGGUGGCUGCCUCACCCAGAUGUUCUUCCUUCACACAAUUUCGAUUAUGCAGUCAGCCAUCCUCGUAAUAAUGGCCUUUGAUCGCUAUGUUGCAAUAUGUAGCCCUCUGAGAUACACCACUAUACUCACCAAUGUUCAAAUAGCUAAGCUAGGGCUUGUGGGUUUGAUAAGAGCCGUUCUUUUCUCUCUGCCCAUGCCCCUGUUCCUGACCAGGCUGCCAUUUUGUGCAAACCGCAUUAUCCCCACCACGUUUUGCGAGCACAUAGCUGUGGCGAAGAUGUCGUGUGGGGACAUUACAGUCAACAAAACAUAUGGCUUGGUGAUAGUGUUUCUAGUCAUUGGGUUAGACCUGACACUCAUUGCCCUGUCCUAUGCUCUAAUCAUCAGGGCUGUUCUCAGAAUCUCCACCAAGAAAUCCCACCAAAAAGCCCUCAACACUUGCACAGCACACAUCUUUGUCAUGAUGAUAUAUUAUGUUCCCGGCCUCUUCUUCAACCUGACACACCGUUUCGGUCAGGGCAUUGCUCCCCACAUUCACAUCAUCUUGAGCAACCUCUAUCUUCUUCUUCCUCCCAUGCUCAAUCCUAUCAUCUAUGGGGUCAAAACCAAAGAGCUUCGUGACAAAGUGUGCAAAUACACCUGCAGAAGUUAA